Messenger RNA from Cryptomeria japonica (Japanese cedar), 2200 nucleotides. Its product is annotated as probable LRR receptor-like serine/threonine-protein kinase At1g56140. Gene Ontology annotation, biological process: protein phosphorylation. The record is from RefSeq and is a predicted model, not a curated record. The transcript has 10 exons. Bases 108 to 1952 code for a protein of 614 amino acids. Lineage: Eukaryota; Viridiplantae; Streptophyta; Pinopsida; Cupressales; Cupressaceae. Gene Ontology annotation, molecular function: protein kinase activity; ATP binding.
AGAUCUAUCUUACAACCAAUUUUCAGGAACUCUUCCAACCUGGACCAAUGACACAACUUUGAAAGUGAAUUUGGUAGGAAAUUACUUGGAAAUAACGGAGACAAAUAAUGGAUUCUCACUUUGCAAUUAACUGUGGCGGCUCGCAAACGACUUCCCAGCAAGGAAUUGAUUACGAACGUGACAACGAAACACUUGAUCCCGCCUCAUUUUAUGUGAGUGAUACACUAAAGUGGGGAGUUUCUAAUACUGGACAAUUUCAGGGCACUCCCCCCCACAAUUUUACAGAAUCUAGUCCAUCUCAAUUUACAAAUACACUAGAUGCAGAACUCUACCAAAUGGCACGCUUAUCUCCUAGUUCCCUAAGGUACUAUGGUUUAGGGCUUGAAAAUGGACCGUAUACAGUAAAACUGCACUUUGCUGAAAUAGACAUUCGAGAUACAGAGAGCUGGAUGAGUAUUGGAAGACGCGUUUUUGAUGUUUCUGUGCAGGGGAAUAAAGUAUUGACGAAUUUCAACAUCCAAAAGGAGGCAGGAGGUUCAUUUAUACCAGUUGAACGGUCUUUCGGGACAAAUGUGACUGAAAAUUUCCUGGAGAUACAUUUUUUCUGGACUGGGAAGGGAACAUGCUGUAUUACAAAACCAGGAACCUACGGACCUUUAAUAUCAGCCAUUAGUGUUACGUCUGAUUUCACUCCUACCGUUACAGAUCGUCCACCUUCCAACUUCCCUCGGAAGAAACUCAAGAGUCGAUUAGCGAUUGGAAUUAUUUUAGGUGGAAUAGCUGCUGUUUUGACAUGUUUUGUUUUUAUCAUUUUGUGGCGGAGGAGAGUCAGAAAGUCUUUAGAAGCGCGUAGUCAGGAACAAGAAGCACUUAGAGGAAUCCAGGCAAAACUGAACAUUUUCAGCUACACUGACAUGAAAAAUGCAACAAGCGAUUUUCAUGAAGAAAAUAAGUUGGGCCAGGGAGGAUAUGGUAAAGUUCAUAAGGGCAUUCUUCCAGAUGGUAAAUUAGUAGCAGUGAAGCAGCUAUCAUCUGAAUCUAAGCAAGGAAAGUGCGAGUUUAUAAAUGAGGUAAUUGCAAUAUCUGCAGUGCAACACAGGAACCUUGUUGAAUUGCAUGGAUGCUGUGUAGAAGGAGAACAUCGCAUUUUAGUCUACGAAUGUCUGGAAAACAACAGCCUUGCACAAGCUUUAUUUGGUAAUAAAAAACCUGAAGUCCACCUGGACUGGCCUACUCGGCACAAAAUCUGCAUAGGAAUUGCACGUGGGCUUGCUUAUCUUCAUGAGGAGUCCAGUGUUCGAAUAGUGCAUCGAGACAUCAAAGCCAGUAACAUCCUGUUGGAUAACUCUCUGAACCCUAAAAUUGCUGAUUUUGGGUUAGCUAAGCUAUUUGAUGAAACCAAAACUCAUAUCAGUACCAGAGUUGCUGGCACGAUAGGAUAUCUGGCUCCGGAGUAUGCAUUGCGAGGUCACCUCACAGAAAAGGCUGAUGUUUUCAGCUUUGGGGUUGUUGCUUUAGAAGUGGUGAGCGGUAGGAGUAAUACAGAGACAACCUUGCCACGAGAGAGUGUCUAUCUUCUGGAAUGGGCUUGGCAACUGCAUGAGAAAGAGAGACUGCUGGAAUUGAUGGAUCCGCAACUAAGACCAACAUACAUAGAAGAAGAAGUCCUCAGAGUUAUUGGAGUAGCCCUUCUUUGCACACAAGCUUCGCCUGCGAUGCGCCCGUCAAUGUCUCGAGUGGUAGCAAUGCUGACUAGUGAUGUGGAGGAAAUUCCUGUUGCUUCUCAGCCUGGUUACAUUACAGAUUGGCAGUACAACAACCAUUUGGCUUCUCAAGAUUCUGGAAGCACAUCAAUUGCACUAACACCACAGCGGAGAAGUACAGAAAUCUUGCUGCCCGUUGCAUUGUUCUCACCUGAAAAUGAGGAUAUAACCCCAUCAAUGAUUCCCUAGACUUUAGGAGAUGAACCCGAGAAACAAUAUGGAGACCAUUAAAUGUAGCAGUACCCGUAUUCAUAGACUCAUGCAAUAUCUAUAAUUGACCUUCACCGUAUCCUAUAUGAUGUGUAAGGGCAGGUCCCCAUGUUACAAAGUUUAUUUUUGUUCAUAGCACCUGUCCAAUAUUUCAGGAGCAAUUUAUUUAUCUGUCGGCUUCGUGGAUAUUUAAUUUUGUUACUUAUAUUUUAAGCUAUUAUCUUAAA